This is a messenger RNA of Paramecium sonneborni, 1436 nucleotides long. The record is from the annotation of a GenBank genome assembly. NCBI's taxonomy places the organism in Eukaryota, Ciliophora, Oligohymenophorea, Peniculida, Parameciidae.
AUGAGUGAAUCUUAACUCAUUGAAAAGCUUCAACAAUAUGAUAGUAAGAAAGGAAAGUUUGAUAAUGAACCUAUUCAUUCCUCUUAAGAAUGUAGCUACAAAAUUAGUACAAGUCCAAGAAUUCAUAAAUUUCAUCGAUCUCCUGUCAUUCAUUAAUCUCCAGCUAAUAUUUCAUCCUCUUUAGAACAUUAUCCAUUUGAUAAAGAAGAUAUUUAAAUUUAAGAUCCUCAAGGGGAAAUAAGAUUCUUACUUAAAAUUAUCGACUAAUUGUAAUAUGAUUUAUAAAUCCAAUAUAAUGAUAGUGAAAUUAUUAAAAAGAAGUAUUAAGAAUUACAAUUUUAAGUUCAAAAAAUGCAAAGUAAUGUUUUCAAAGAGUAAGAAUAAUAUGAAAAUAAAUAAUACUGUGAUCAACUACAAAGAUAAAAUAAAUAAUUAAAUAACGACAAUAACACACUUAAAAAAAAUUAUCAAGAAGUCUAAUAAAAAUUUAUUGAUUGUUAAAAAGAUCUAGAUAAUUUGAAAUUAAAUGCAUCAGAACUAUUAAUUUAAAACGAAGGAUUAUAUUCAUUAUUAAAUUCUUUAAAAGAAAAACAUCAAUUUGAUGUUGAUAGUCAAGCUAAACACUUUGAACUUAUUAAUCAAAAAAAAAUUGAUGAUGAAAUAAAUCUUAUUCAAAAACAAUACAAAAGAGAAAUUGAAACAUAAAAUUCUAUCUCAGAUUCAUAUAAAAAAAAAAUUGAUGAUCUAACUAAUGAUUGUGAAAUUAAAUCCAAGAAAUUAAGUUAAUAACAAGAAAUCAAUUUAAAAUAAGAGUUAGAAAUUGAAAUCUUAAAUGGAAAAUUAAUUCGAUAUUAAAAAUUAGAACAAGAAUUAGUUGAUAUUGAUACACUUUAUUAAUAAAAAACAGAUUAUGCUCAUAAUUAGUUCAAGAAAACACAAAGUUAGGAGAAGAGUUAAAAAAUUAAAAAUCAUAAAUCUAACUAUUAGAUUCAUCUUUUAAAUUAAAAUAAAAUCUUUUAGAAAAAGAAAAAAGUGAGUAUGUUGAAAGAAUCUAACAAUUGCAAAAACAAUUAGAUGAGUUAUCGAAUGUAAAUAAUGAAUUCAAAAAAAAAGAAUUGGAGCAAUAAAGAUUGUUAAACAAAUUAUCAGAGUAUGGAGAUGAGAAUUUGAGACUUUUAGAAUAAAAUACUUUUAUUUUGGAUAAAACAAAUGAUACAGAAACAUUAAGAGUAAACUACAAGAACUUGGUUAAAAGAUAUUAUUAAUUAAAAAGUGAGAAUGAUGGAUUAGUAUAAUCAAUAAAUUAGCAUAUAACAAAUAGUGCAAUUUUACAAAGAUAGUUACAAAAUGCAAUAAUAGAAAAAAAUGAAGUCAUUACCAAUCUACAUUAUACAUAAUAGUAGUUACUAAAUUUAUAAUAUUAACUAAGUCAUUGA